This is a messenger RNA of Haplochromis burtoni (Burton's mouthbrooder), 1303 nucleotides long. Its product is annotated as carbonyl reductase [NADPH] 1. The record is from RefSeq and is a predicted model, not a curated record. The coding region runs from base 127 to 954 and encodes 275 amino acids. The transcript is spliced from 7 exons. Gene Ontology annotation, molecular function: carbonyl reductase (NADPH) activity. NCBI's taxonomy places the organism in Eukaryota, Metazoa, Chordata, Actinopteri, Cichliformes, Cichlidae.
CUCUGAUACCUGGGUCUUCCGUGUAGGCGCGGUAUUACUGCGCAGUGCUCCCUCCUCCUUUGUCCCUCUGCGAGCGCUUCACUCCUGUGGUAAUCUUCAGUCAGGACGACAGCUUCAGCCGCAGACAUGUCAACAAGGGUUGCUGUGGUAACAGGUAGUAACAAGGGCAUCGGCCUGGCCAUCGUCCGAGCUCUCUGCAAGCAGUUUGAAGGAGACGUUUACCUCACUGCUAGAGAUGUCGGGCGUGGUGAGGACUCAGUGAAGGCUCUGUCCUCUGAGGGGCUGAAGGCCAUGUUUCACCAGCUAGACAUCAAUGACUUGGACAGCAUUAAAACUGCUGCUGCUUACUUUAAAGGGAAGUACGGCGGAGUGGACAUUCUCAUCAAUAAUGCUGGGAUAGCAUUCAAAGCGGCAGACACAACUCCAUUUGAUGUCCAGGCCGAGGUGACCCUCAACACAAACUUCUUUGCCACCAGAGACAUGUUGACUCACUUCCUGCCGAUCGUUAAAGCUGGAGGUCGUGUGGUGAAUGUUUCCAGCUUUGUCAGUGCACUUACGUUGAACAAGUGCAGCUCGGAGCUCCAGCAGCGUUUCCGCAGUGAGGACCUCACAGAGGACGAGCUGGUGGCACUGAUGCAGCAAUUUGUCAGCGAAGCCAAGAAAGGCAAACACAAAGAAGGCGGCUGGCCCGAUUCAGCAUAUGGAACAUCUAAAGUCGGGGUGACGGCCCUGUCCAUGAUUCUUGCUCGUCAAGUUUCCAAGCAGAGACCAAAUGAUGGGAUCUUGCUGAACGCCUGCUGUCCAGGAUGGGUGCGCACCGACAUGGCUGGUGAUAAAGCCCCCAAGUCACCAGAGGAGGGUGCUGUCACUCCAGUGUACCUGGCCCUGCUGCCACCCGGAGCCACAGAGCCUCACGGAAAAUUUGUGUCUGACAAGCAAGUUCAGCCAUGGUGAUGAGUGUGUGAUUGUCAGCGUUUCCACCCAAACGACAUGUUGAAGAUCCAUAUUUAGAAUAGAUGAACCUGAAUAACCCAGACACAUUAAUACAGCAACCUGAAGAUGCCCUUUUUCAAAACAAUGCAUUUUUAACAGUUUGAGUCUGCCAGUGUGCAUGUGUGUAUCUGCUGGAUUAUAACAUAUACAGUAAUUAAACUUGUGUAUGUGUAAGUGCUAAUGUUUUUGAUACAACACUUUGCCUGUGGCAGUAUGAAUGUUUGAUCAUUUUUUACAUGGAGGAAAGUAAAUGUGCUUUGUGUAUGAAAUAUGAAUCUCCUGAAGAACUAAUAAACAGUUUUCUGCAGCA